This is a messenger RNA of Talaromyces atroroseus, 738 nucleotides long. RefSeq lists its product as hypothetical. The record is from RefSeq and is a predicted model, not a curated record. NCBI's taxonomy places the organism in Eukaryota, Fungi, Ascomycota, Eurotiomycetes, Eurotiales, Trichocomaceae. The transcript has 2 exons. The coding region runs from base 1 to 738 and encodes 245 amino acids. Gene Ontology annotation, biological process: RNA splicing. Gene Ontology annotation, cellular component: precatalytic spliceosome.
AUGGCCGAACCACCUGCAAAACGUGCCCGUCGCACGGAUAGCGCAGCUAUGUGGGAUACAAAUGAGAAGCGGUCGCGCCCGUCUUACUCGCCGGAGCCAGAAUCAGAUCAAGCGCGCCACUCGCGGCCGGAAGACACUCGCAAAAGUGCCAGGGACGACCGCCGCUACCGCUCCCGUUCGCGUGAUAGAUACGCCCGCAAAAGAGAUCGAAGUGUAUCUCGCGACAGGUUUGAGCGGCCCGGCGAUCAUGACCGUGAUGGUUAUCGAGACUCGAAGAGGGAUGGACGGGGCAUGAGAGACCGCGAUCGGAGCUCUAGCAGAGAUCGGUACUAUAAUAGACGCGGAUAUAGCUUGAAACCAGGAAAGCCAGACCGAUCAAGGUCGCCACGCAACGGCACCCGUUCUCGUCGUGACUCAGAUGCCGACUCCAGGGACGAAAGGAGAGACGCCCGGUCGCGCAUUGAUCACCGUCGUACGAACGGGGCACCAAGACGUGGCGCCCCUACAGACGAAGAGGACGCGCAUCAUGCUGAUAUGAUGAGCGAUAUCGAAGACUCGGACGACAUUGAGGCUAUGAUGAAGAGAUCCAUGGGCUUCUCGCGAUUUAGAAGCACCAAGAACACAAAAGUCCCCGGAAACGACAUCUACGGUGUGCGGAAGGAGAAGAAGACCGAAUACCGCCAAUACAUGAAUCGUGUCGGUGGAUUCAACAGGCCUCUCAGUCCCGGCAGAGGAUAA